AUGCUAAAGUUCAGCACAGCGUGCUGUGUGGCACUUGCGACCUCCGGGCUUUCUGGCGUUUAUAUUGCGUUCAUGCAAUCUCAUCGGCCGUCCAUUUUCAGGAUCGCUGUGCAUGCAAGGAGCGUUGUGGAUGCAAUCUCCGCGGCAACUACGGCCACGUCCAUGCCCAUGUUAGUGCAUCCGUCCCCGACUCCUACUGUUGCAGGGAUCGCUGUCAAUCCCAUCUCAGCGGAAACCACGACCAUGUCCACGCUCAGGUUGGUGCUUCCGUCCCCGCCUCCCGAGGUUUCGAGGAGCGCUGUGGAUGCAGUCUUCGCGACAACUGCCGCCACAUCCACAUCUGCGCCCACAUCCAGGGCAGCUGCCGCGAAGGAGGCUGUGUCCAAGUUUCUGAAGCAUUGGUCACCCGGCAUCCAGCUGCAAUACCACAACUUGCAUGCCGAGAACAUGUCCAGGUACAAUGUCACUUGCGUGCCAAAGGUUUGGUUGAUGCUUUCUGGGCUAUAUCGAUCCCUAAAGUACGUGCGACCGACGAUGCUGGAUAUGCUGCGGCGCUCAGCAGGAGACUGCUGGUUCGUCACAUUGCUGGCAUCCUCCGGGUCAGGUCACCCACUGGAGGUAUUGGAAGAUGAUUAUCGCUUUUUUGAACGUCGCCUUGGCUUCAUAUCACUUACUAGACACGGCCCUGCUCUCAGGAAGGAUUACAACUAUCCAAUUCAUUGGUAUGGUUGCUGGCUAGUUGCCCACGUGAUUCGAGAGACCUUGCCGCAGACUGCCAUGGAUGCUGGAAGAACGAUUGUCCUGCGCCACCGUCCAGACGCAUGCUUCCGGGCUUGCUUUGACGCGGAUGCGGCGGGACACGUUUUUGCACGGCGUAAAUACAUGAUCCUUGGGCAGCCGUUUUCUGGUGAUAAUGCGCUUACCACCAAUUGGGCAACAUAUGCUGAUAUCAUUGCAGCUGGGCUGAGGCAGAGUCCCACGACGGAACUUUUGAUCAAAAAUCCCGGCAAACGUCAUGAUCUCUACCACGCCGCCUGGGAUAGCAGCUGGAGCGCGUCGGAGUACUGCCACGGCAUUUUGCGCCCUGAUGUCUGUGUGGGCAAAAUUCCAUAUUGCCUCAUGAACAACAACACUCUACCAUGCCGCCCUCCGCUCUUCUUACCCGUCUUAAGUUGGCAGCAACAUUGCCUUUGCCGUCUGAGCAAUUCGAAGACGUCUUCGUGGUGUAUAGACGACAAGCCUCCGGGCCAGCCACUGAAAGACCAGUGCCUCAACAUCACCAAGGGCACGAUGUGUAUCCUCCCAAGGAAGAACUGGAAAUCUUUACCGAAGGAGUUGCUUCCGCCACCUGAACAGCUGGAAGGCGGAUUGAAAGAGAUUCGCAACAUAGUUUACAUGAAGCCCGACCUGGGCUUCUUUCGAUGUUUAUCAGGUAGAGACCUGUGA
Symbiodinium sp. CCMP2592 is the source of this 1446-nucleotide messenger RNA. Lineage: Eukaryota; Dinophyceae; Suessiales; Symbiodiniaceae. The record is from the annotation of a GenBank genome assembly.